Messenger RNA from Cajanus cajan (pigeon pea), 2732 nucleotides. RefSeq names its product ubiquitin-associated (UBA)/TS-N domain-containing protein / octicosapeptide/Phox/Bemp1 (PB1) domain-containing protein (gene NBR1). The record is from RefSeq and is a predicted model, not a curated record. Lineage: Eukaryota; Viridiplantae; Streptophyta; Magnoliopsida; Fabales; Fabaceae. Gene Ontology annotation, molecular function: protein binding; zinc ion binding.
CACUCCCCGGUCUUCAGAGUCUUUCAAGCGGCUAACGGGUACGCUAGGACCUUUCUAAAUUCUGUUCCAACAAAGAAGACUCGUUUCUCGAUUAGGGUUAGGGUUUCAGUGUUUGCUCUGUCGGUUAACUUACGUUUCCCUUCCUCUUUCAUCGCUUGCGUUUCGUUAGCUAUGGAGUCUGCUCUAGUGAUUAAGGUAAAAUAUGGAGAUACCCUCAGGCGCUUCAGUGCUCGUGUGGACCAGAAUAAUCAACUGGAGUUGAACAUGGCUAGGUUGAGGGCUAAGAUAUGUUCUAUCUUCGGUUUCAGUUCUGAUGAAAAUUUAAUUCUGCGAUAUGUUGAUGAAGAUGGUGACUUGGUGACUCUGGCUGAUGAUGAUGAUUUGCAUGAUGUGAUGAGGCAGCAAUUGAAGUUCUUGAGAAUUGAUGUACAUAUCAACAAUGACAGUUGUGGUAAAUCGAAUGCUGGGUCUAGUGGAAGUGCCACUCCCUUGGAACCUCCCCCUGUCAGAAACCCAUUUCUGAGUAGGGAUGCUAUAGCUUCAUAUCCUCUGCCAGAGCCAGUACGUGAGGCUCUUUCUAAGUUAUCAAUAUCAAAAGCUGCAUCUUCAAGUCCUCUGGUUGAUAAUCUUGCCCUUUCAAUUUUGAAAAUGGGACAAGCCCUUCUAAAUACUAGUUUUCAGCCUCGUGAUGAAGCUGGUACAAGCUCAAAAAGUGGUGUUCCUGAAGAACAUGUCACUUCUGAAACAAUAGGUACGAAUUCUCCAAAUGUGGACUCAGCCUCCAAACAGGUGGAGGCUGGAAACGUAACCAGAGGUGUAGUCUCUGCCUCCAAUGCCAGUCAACAGGUGGACACUGGGAAUGUAAUUAGAAGUGUAACAACAGCUGCAGGAGUUGCUGCCGUUGAUCUCAAUAGUCCUCCAUGUGAUCCCGAUUCAUCUCAGUCUGCAAAUGUAAUUAAGACUCCACUAUCAUCAGAAGUCCCUGAUGGAGAAGGCAUGAAGGUUAAAGUGUCUGCUGUCGGUAGUUAUGCUGCUAAGGGUGACAGUGGGGGGGCAUCCUCAAGUUCUGCAGGUCCUAAUUACAGUUCGACCCAGAUUAAUUCAUUGAGUUCUGGUUCUUUCAUUGAGUGUCCAUUUUCUGGGACAUACAUACCACCACAUCUUAGAAACUCUCAUAUCCCCCCUUUUAAAAGGAGCCACAGUCACACUGAGGCAAUGACUGGAAUGUUUCACAAAGGGGUUCGCUGUGAUGGCUGUGGUGUCUAUCCAAUAACUGGACCUCGCUUCAAAUCCAAAGUAAAGGAAAAUUACGAUCUCUGCAACAUUUGUUUCAAUGAAAUGGGUAAUAGGACAGAUUAUAUCAGAAUGGACCACCCUGCAUCUUCUCGUGGCCCUCCAUGCGUAUAUGGGCAUACAAAUAACAUUGCAACAUUACCACCACAUAUUUUUAAGAAAGGUGCAAUUUUGAAGCAUGGAAGGCCAAAGCUUGAUAGUCAGUUUAUUUUGGAUGUCAAUGUGAUAGAUGGUACAAUGAUGGCUCCAUCUACUGCAUUUACAAAGAUCUGGCGGAUGCGCAAUAAUGGCUCUAUGAUGUGGCCCAAGGGAACUCAACUUGUUUGGACUGGAGGAGACACAUUUAGUUACUCCUGUUCGAUUGACUUAGAGGUUCCCGAGGAUGGUGUCCCUGUUGGGAAGGAACUUGACAUUGCCGUUGACUUUACAGCACCUCAGUUACCUGGUCAAUACACAUCAUACUGGAGGAUGGCAACUCGAUCUGGACAUAAAUUUGGCCAACGUGUUUGGGUCUCUAUACAGGUUGACGCCUCUCUCAAGGACUCAUUUUAUGAUAGCUCUCAAGGUAUGAACUUGAAUAUUCCCCUUGAUGUGAGUGGCUGUAAAGGACCCCAGGUUAUAGAUAUCAAUGUUCAGCCUAUUGAGGAUGAUACUUUUCUUCAAACUAGCAUUCCUAAUGCUCCCAUUGAACCUGUGAAUCAAAUGGUUGAUAUGGAACCAAGGUUGGGCCUGGAAAACGAAUCCCCUACAAAUGAAGCUACAUUUGUUGGCCCUGCUGCCUCAGCCCCUGCAACCUCUGUGGCACCUUCAUCAGUUUCUUAUCCUAUUAUUGAUUUAGCGGAAAGAGCCCUAGCUGUUCCCCCUAAUCAGCAAUCCUCAAAUGUGGAUGUGACAUCAACAUCUCUAGGGAUUGGUGGAAUCCCUACCUCUGUGGAGGAGAGUCUACUUAAAGAUCUUGCUGAGAUGGGUUUUAAGGAGGUUGAUUUGAACAAAGAGGUCUUGAGGAAGAAUGAUUACGAUCUGGAGCAAUCAUUAGACGAUCUCUGUAGUGUUGAUGUCUCUGUUAUUUCUGAGUGGGACCCUAUCCUUGAAGAGUUACAGGAGAUGGUAAGGUUUCCGCGACAAGGAGAUGAAUAAGAGGUUGCUCAAGAAAAACAAUGGAAGCAUAAAACGUGUUGUUAUGGAUUUAAUCAACGGAGAGUAGUUUUAAUUGAAAUGUCAGUUAAUAGUUAAUGUAAAUGUGGUGACUAGUGCUUAGGAUGCCUGUCGAAUACAUUCGCCAGGUCAUCAUGAUUAUCUAAAAUCCUUACUCGAUCUUUGUGUUGAGGUGAUAUUGUCAUCGCAAUUAAACAAUUUGAUCGAUCCUAUUAUCUCAGAUUUAAGAAUGUAUGAAUUCAACACUGUGCUUUCGUAUUUAUAUUGCUAAAUCGUUUUAGAUA